Colletotrichum phormii is the source of this 1431-nucleotide messenger RNA. Its product is annotated as peptidase family M20/M25/M40. The record is from RefSeq and is a predicted model, not a curated record. The transcript has 2 exons. Gene Ontology annotation, biological process: proteolysis. The coding region runs from base 1 to 1431 and encodes 476 amino acids. Gene Ontology annotation, molecular function: metallodipeptidase activity. Lineage: Eukaryota; Fungi; Ascomycota; Sordariomycetes; Glomerellales; Glomerellaceae.
AUGGCUCCUCAACUCGGUGACUACUUCAAGCAGGUCGAUGCCGACACCGACCACUUUAUCGAACGUCUCCGGAAGGCUGUUGCGAUCCCCUCCAUCUCAGCUGAUGUUGAGCGCCGUCCCGAUGUCGUCAAGAUGGGCGAGUGGCUCGCUGCUGAGCUGAAGGGCCUCGGUGCCUCCGUCGAGCUUCGAGAGCUCGGCGAGCAGCCUGACAAGCCUGGUUUGCAGCUGCCCCCCGUUGUGUUGGGAAGAUAUGGAAGCGACAAGAACAAGAGAACUAUCCUGGUCUACGGCCACUACGAUGUUCAGCCUGCUGAGAAGACUGAUGGCUGGGCGACAGAACCUUUCGAGCUCUCCGUCGAUGAUAAGGGCAGAAUGUUCGGCCGUGGUUCCACAGACGACAAGGGACCCGUCCUCGGCUGGUUGAACGCCAUUGAAGCUCACCAAAAGGCCAACAUCGACUUACCCGUCAACCUCCUCAUGUGCUUUGAGGGUAUGGAGGAGUACGGUUCCGAGGGUCUUGACGACCUUAUCAAAGCCGAGGCCAAGAAGUUCUUCGCUGACGCUGACGCUGUCUGCAUUUCUGACAACUACUGGCUCGGAACCGAGAAGCCCUGCUUGACCUACGGUCUCCGUGGCUGCAACUACUACUCUGUCGAGAUCAAGGGCCCUGGUGCUGACUUGCACAGCGGUGUCUUUGGCGGCACUGCCCAAGAGCCCAUGACUGACCUGGUCCGCGUUCUCGGCUCUUUGGUCGACACCGACGGCAAGAUCCAGAUUCCUGGCAUCAUGGAGCAGGUUGCUCCUGUCACCAAGGAGGAGGAGACCCUAUACGAUGGCAUUGCCUUCACCAUGGAAACUCUUCACGAGUCUCUGGGCAGCACGACCACCAUCUACGAAGAUAAGAAGUCCACCCUCAUGGGAAGAUGGCGCUACCCCUCCCUCUCUGUACACGGUGUCGAGGGUGCCUUCUCUGCCCCUGGUGCGAAGACUGUCAUCCCGGCCAAGGUCACUGGCAAGUUCUCCAUCCGUACCGUGCCCAACAUGGAGGAGGAGGCAACCAACGAGGCUGUCUACAAGUACGUCAACGAGCAAUUCGCGAAGCUCAAGAGCAAGAACUCGAUGAAGGUUUGGGCUCAGCACACGGGCAAGUGGUGGGUUGCGUCGCCCAAGCACUGGAACUUCUCGGCUGCCGCCAAGGCCACCAAGCGCGUCUGGGGCGUACAGCCUGACUUCACCCGUGAGGGUGGAAGUAUUCCCGUCACCCUGACCUUCGAGCAGGCCACCGGCAAGAACGUUCUCCUUCUGCCCAUGGGUAGCUCCACUGACGGUGCUCACUCCAUCAACGAGAAGCUGGACAAGCGCAACUACAUCGAGGGCAUCAAGCUCCUUGGUGCUUACCUGCACUACGUCGCUGAGGAGCCCACCGCAUAA